UGCUUGCUUCACGACCUGAAAGAAAGAAAAUAACAUAUUAUAGGGGCCUUUAUACAUAUCAUUAUAGACCUCUUGCUAGGCAUGUGUCAUUUAUUGAACAAAAAGAUCAAAUUUCCUCUUCUGCAAACAUGACAUGCAGCUAAUGUAUAGCGCAUUGUUGUCAGAAUCAAAGCAGGGAUCUAUACCUAAUUUGGAUAUCUGUGCGUCGUGCAUGACAUGAAGUUAAAAACAUCGGUGGGCCGCUGACCUAUAAAAAGGAGAGGUAAACACGUGCGUGCUUCGAAACCUCCACUUCAGCGUGACAGCAGCAGUUUCCGUGAACCAAUAACGGGAAAUCCUUUCUUCAACACCAUGAGAGUUGAAUUUCGAAAUGUGUCAGGGGAAGCACAAUGAAUAUGUUACACGAUUGUAAAGUAAGAGUCUAAUUAUCUUCAUGUGAUUUUGAAGUAUGUUUUCUGAAAGCUCCGCUGAAGCUGAGGCAGAACUGCUGUCGAAGGACUUGACGAAGGGAGGAGUACAAACAAGGGAUCAUGUGUUCACGCUCGCCGACAUGCCAAAGUACUCCGCGGACAAUUCAGAUGACGUGGUUAACUCCGCCGACGAAGUGGACCAGCUGCAGCAACAACUGGGCGGUUAUGGGCGGUACCAGAUCCUGAUCUACGUGCUGAUUGGUCUGGUGUACAUGAGAGGUGGUUGGCAUGUGUGGAUACCUGGGCUACAAGCAUAUGAUCCCGGCUACCACUGUGCAGCCACCCCUGGGCUCCACCUGAAUGAGUCCGUGCCAGGUAAAAUGGAGAAAGGGGUGUGGGAGUGGGACACUUGCAAGCAGUACACCAACUACAGCGUCAACAACCACACCGAGCCCUGUACUAAUGGAUGGGUUUACUUGUUUGAGGACCCGGACACGACCUCCAUAGUCUCUGAUUUUGACCUGGUUUGCGACCGGGACUACCUCGUGACUUUGACCAGCACAAUCUACAUGGUGGGCACCACGUGCAGUGUGAUCUUCCUCACCCCUUUGUCUGAUCGGUUUGGUACUAAAAGAGUGAUGCUCGUCUGCCUCUGGCUCCAGGCCAUUGUGGGAACGGCUUUGGUGUGGUCUGGGAACAUCAUCGUUUACUCUGUCUUCAAGUUUUUCAUCGGACUUUUCAACAUGACAAUCGCGUUGUGUGCCUAUGUGCUCAUGACGGAGACAUUUGACGCCGCCCACAGGGAGCCGCCCACAAUCUUCAUGCAGUUCUUUUGGGCAAUGGGCAUCAUGUCUCUAGCACUCUUUGGCUAUCUCCUGCCAGACUGGGGUCACCUUGAGCUCGUCAUUGCCCUGCCCAUCAACCUCCUAUCUUUUUUCUACAUCUGGCUCAUCCCCGACUCGUUACCAUGGCUACUGUCCAAAGGCCGUACAGGAAAGGCCAAGGACGUCAUCUUGCGGUUCCUCCGUGUAAACAACCUGCCGGACAUUCCACUCCUGGACAAGACUUUGGACAAAUUCCGCAAACAGAAGGAUGAAUUCGACAUAAAAAACACCGGGGGACAAAAAGCACCAGUAAGUGCAGACGAAUCUCAGUCCAUCACGGGAGAAAAUGGCGGAGACGGGAGACUGUACACGAUGCUUGAUCUUUUUAAAACACCAAGGAUGAGGAUCAACUCUUUACUCAUGUUCUAUUUGUUUCUAGUGAAUGCUUUGGCCUACAUUGGAAUCAUGUAUACAUCGCCGGAUCUCAAUGGGAACCGAUUUCUGAAUCUGUUUUUGCUAGGAGUAGUGGAGGUUCCCGCUUAUAUCACCUGUUUCUUUGCAAAUAGAUUUAUCGGAAGGAGGAAGACAAUCUGCGGCUUCCUGUUUGUAUGCGGAGUUGCCAACAUCGCAGCUUUGCUCCUCCCUGCGACAGCCGGAAUCAAGCUAUUGGUGCUUCGUCUUUCUUUGAGAAUAUUGGUAGCGUUGCAGCCCCUAGCAUGGUGCUUGUGAAUGACCAAGUGAAUCAUCUGCCUUUGGGAAUUUUCGGCGGGAUGACCGUAGUCGGUGCCGCUCUCGUGCUACUGCUCCCUGAGACCCACAACCGUCCUUUGCCGCACACCAUUGAGGAGGUGGAACAAAACGGAGCCAACAAAGCAGAAAGAUGAAACUUUCAACUCUGAGAACAGAAGUGUUAGAGCUGACAGGUCAAUAGUCGAAGAAAUGUUUUUCAAUUACCAAUCUUAUUUGACCUCAUAACAUCAUUUUUUCAAUCAUCUGUAGAUCUGGUUGUCGAGCUCCUGUAGGUUUUCAUUGUCAUGGGAACUGCUCAGCACAUCAUGCGUAAUCAACAUUUGCACUCGACAAGGCUCGUGAAGAGAAAA
This is a messenger RNA of Aplysia californica (California sea hare), 2334 nucleotides long. RefSeq names its product organic cation transporter protein. Lineage: Eukaryota; Metazoa; Mollusca; Gastropoda; Aplysiida; Aplysiidae. The record is from RefSeq and is a predicted model, not a curated record. Gene Ontology annotation, biological process: transmembrane transport. Gene Ontology annotation, molecular function: transmembrane transporter activity.